Messenger RNA from Colossoma macropomum (tambaqui), 2790 nucleotides. RefSeq lists its product as uncharacterized. The record is from RefSeq and is a predicted model, not a curated record. The coding region runs from base 407 to 1891 and encodes 494 amino acids. Lineage: Eukaryota; Metazoa; Chordata; Actinopteri; Characiformes; Serrasalmidae. Gene Ontology annotation, molecular function: DNA-binding transcription factor activity; RNA polymerase II cis-regulatory region sequence-specific DNA binding. The transcript has 3 exons. Gene Ontology annotation, biological process: regulation of transcription by RNA polymerase II.
GGGAUAAAAGCUAAGUAGCUAACUGCAUCACCUUAGCGAGCACAAGCUAACGGCUACAGAGGACUUUUAUAUUGACGUUUGCAGGGAAAACCGCCUGUUAUUACUGGGCAAAAGACUUCAGUCCUUCGUAGUGUCUCUGUGCUUCUCUCUGUUUUAGUGGAAACGCGCUGCAGGUCCUGUCCGUUAACUGGCUAACUCAGAGUCCUCUCAGGGGAGUUAACGUUCAACAUUAUCGAGGAAGAAGGGCAGAAACUGGAGUCAGUGAGGCAGAAAUCACAGACUCGGCGCCUCUAGAGGACGGGAAUGUGAUAUAUGUGGUCUUUUGUGGGAGACUGUGUGUAAUUCAGCGCUUAGCGUGUCAUUCCGACUUAAAAGGCAGCUCGGUUAACUCUGUUAAAAGGCCGUGAUGUCCGGCGGCCAAACCUCGCCCAGCAGCAGCGGCUCUGCUCUGGUGGCGGAGCUCUCGCUGUCGUUUCGGGAGGAGCUGACGGCGAGCAUUCAGAGCGCGCUCGGCGUGGCCGUGGAAAUCGCGGUGGUUGAGGUGACCAAACUGGUCGGCCACGCGCUGAGGGACGUGCGCGACCAGAUGCACGAGACCCUCCGGGACAAUAAGGUGCUCGAGUCCCGUCUGCGCGCUGCCGAGACCGAGCUGCGCGCCGUGCGCGAGCGCCUGGCGGAGGCGCAGCGUCAGCAGCGUCAAGCCCAGGUGAUGAUUGCCGUCGAUACGAGUCUCUCCGCCGGUAGUCGGCUUCAGCCGGCGGUUCACGAGCAGGCGAGUGCGCCUACCGACGUGGAUCUGAGUCCCGAGCGGAUUGCCGAGUGCUUGGCGGACGUUGAACGAAAAUUUGAAGUUGGUGCGUCCCGUGAAGCGAACGGAUAUGAGGGGAGCUCUUUCUGCGAGAUCCGAGAAGAUGGAAGCGUGUGCACACAGGAUCUGAAGCCAGAUUUGUUGGCCAAGGAGGAGUCCAGCGCACAUCUGGAGUCCAGUGCACACCAGGAGGCUAAAAGUGAGCUGGCAGGCGGAAAAGAUGACCAUCACAGCAUACAAGACAACUCGCAUUUUGAUCAGACAUGUGUCAGACUAGCCAAUGAACCUGCAACAUCAGCUCUGAUGGAGGAGUCUGCGAUGCUUGACGCUGGCACUGCUGUGUCUGAGGUCGCAGUGAAGGUGGAGAAGACUGAGCAGUGCAAUGGCCCUGACUCUGAGCAAGAGAGCUUUGGUUCUGACUGCCUCUCACUGGCCCAGUCGAGAUUGCUUGACGACUGGAGGCCUGAACAACUGCAGCUUCAGUCGAACUCAUACACUUCCUCUGCCAGCAACACUCUGGCUGAUCCCUCCAUCUUCCCAGGAGAGAUCCCAGAUCUAGACUUCCUCACUUCCGCUGCCCCCAGCCAGUCAGACCCGUUCCCCGCCCCACCACAUUCACACAGAGAUGCCGCUUCCCUCUCCAGUCACGCUCCUCAUCAGCUCUACCCUGCCCACGGCUCAGCCCCCUCGCAUGUCUGUAAGGUCUGCGGCCAGUCUUUCAGUCGUCAGGAGGAUCUGCGCAGGCACCGCAGCCUCAUGCACCCGAAACAGACUGGCCAUCACCACAGGGGGCCCAAGCGCAGCCUGUUCCCCCCCGGUCGCAGCCCCUACCAUUGCUCGCAGUGCGGCAGAGACUUCAACCGCAUGGAGCACCUGAAGAUUCACCAGAGGAUCCACACGGGCGAGAGGCCAUAUGUGUGCACCGUCUGCAGCGCUCGCUUUCGCCACUCAUGGGCACUAAAGCGCCACUUCCGCAUCCACACAGGGGAGAUGCCGUACCAGUGUGGACAGUGCGGGAAAACCUUUAGGAACUGCGGGGGGCUGAAGUUCCAUCAGAGGUCACAUGCCAGGGGACAAGUGUGAAUGUUUAGGAAUUGUGCAAAAGUAGAAAAGCCUCUCUGUGAAAAAACACCAAUUACAGCCUCACCUCUAAUUUCUAAAACUGUUUGUGUCUCAAAAGUUUGUAUCAAGAAAUACAGUAAGUUUUACCAGAAAACCUGUUAUAAUAAAAAAUAAUGUUACAGUUAAAGUUUUAGUUUAGUGUUUUUCUUGUAAGACACAUUACUGUCAGGAAAUUGGUCACAUGGCUGGCCAUUUGUGUAUUAUAUAGCAUAUGCAGUCUUAUGCAAAAGUUUGUGCACCCCUGGUCUAACAUGUUUGGUUGAUUUUCUCAGUGAAAAUAAGUACGUAUCCUCUUCAGAGAACGCAUGUCUGCACAUUUCAAUGCACAAUUACUGUUUAUUCACUGAAUGUAACAUACUGGGGGAAAAAUAAAAUAGAACAUGUGCCCUGUGCAAAAGUAAAGGCACAUUUUUAUAUUUUAUGUUUUCCAGUGUGUUAAAAUCAGUAAUUAAAUAGAAAUUGUGCACUAGAAUUUUCAGAAAAAUACCAUAUGAAGGAUGUUCCCUGUAGAUAAUGUGUUUACUUAUUUUCACUUGAAAAUCAGCAAAACGUGAAAAUUUGAACAGGCAUACAACUGUAUAUUAAUAGGAACAAGACACAGUUUCAUACUGAAAAGUAUUCAAGAUUUCUUUUUACUUUAUUUCUAGUUAAGUCAUGUCUGGGGGAGGACUGCUGGACAAAGGGACCCUGACUUCUUUCCCUCCCAGUGACCGCACUCUCAGGGUUCAAUGGUACUGUUGCUAAUUCAAAUGUAUGCAAGUGCCUGGUAACAAGACUUUGACUCUGAACAUAAUGUUGACCUCUGUCCAGUGUUUAUAAUUGUCUUAUACCAGAUCUUAAUACAAACGUUUAAACUGAAA